GGCACGCCUCGGCUGUCGGGGUUUUUAUAAAACGCUGUGGAAAGUCGUGUUUAUCGUGUGCUAAAAUGGGUAAAGGAGUGAUCAUUUCGCUGGUGGUUGCUGUAAUAGCAGCCCUAAUCGGUGAAAGGAUUGUAAAUAUAAGGAAAAGGACGCUAGCCUCCAGGGAGUUGGUCCAGAAUCACCUACCUGACUGCGUUUUCAUCCCAAAUCUGAAUGGAGGCUCUGAGGAUAUAACUAUACUUGGAAACGGCCUCGCAUUCAUCAGCACUGGUUUGAAGUACCCUGGAAUGCCAUCCACGGAUGAACCAGGAAAACUCUUCACCCUAGACCUGAAAGAGCCACGGUUGAAACCAUCAGAGCUCCGCAUGCCCAGAAACUUCGAUCUUGAGUCAUUCAACCCUCAUGGCAUUAGUGUAUACAGCGAUCCGAGUGAUGACACGGUAUACCUGUUUGUCGUCAAUCACCCUCAACACGGGAGCCAGAUAGAGCUCUUUAAAUUUAUUGAGGACGACUACUCUCUGGUGCACUUGAAAACCAUCAAGCAUGAGCUGCUCCACAGUGUGAAUGAUAUUGUUGCAGUCGGGGUGGAGAGCUUCUAUGCAACCAACGAUCACUACUAUACCCAUCAGAUCAUGAAAGGAAUAGUGGAACCUUUACUGGCUCAGCCUUGGUCUAACGUUGUGUACUACAGUCCUGAAAAAGUAAAGGUGGUCUCUGAGGGAUAUUACUUUGCAAAUGGCAUCAAUAUCUCACCAGACGAAACGCACGUAUAUGUGGUAGAUCUGUUAGACCACAAUGUGCAUGUGCUGGAGAGGAAGGAGGAUGAUGCAUUGGUGCCUGUGAAGGCUGUGGCAGUGGGUUCACUCUGUGACAACGUUGAAGUUGAUCCUGAAUCUGGUGACCUGUGGUUAGGCUGUCACCCCAACGCAUGGAAGGCGUUGUUUUUUGACCCCAAUGACCCACCUGGUUCAGAGGUUAUCCAAAUCCAGAACAUUCAUUCUGAUCAACCUGUGGUUAAACAGGUGUACGCUGAUGAUGGUCAUGUGAUCAUCGGGUCUUCUGUAGCAGCUACCUACGGGGGAAAGCUGCUCAUUGGCACAGUUUUCCACAAAGCUUUAUCCUGUGAUUUGGUGUAGCAGUGAAGUUAAUGAUUUCAUGUACAAUUCUGUGGAAUCAGGGGUGUCGUCAACUUUUAAAGCACAAUAUGGGGACAACGACAUUUUUUUUGUAAAGCUUUGCUCAAAGAUGGUGAUUGUAAUAGCUGGUAUAUUAUUAUAACAGUGCAGGUGCAAGGAUAAUCUUUGGCUUUGUCCUAGACAUUGCUUUAAGAUGUACACAAGGACUGGACUGUGUGUGUGUCCUCCAGGAAAUACUUUGGAAAAGCUGGUGUCAUUGCUAUAGUCAAACACUGUGAAAGAGUUGUGCGACAAUUUGUUUGAUAAAAAUACAUUUUUCCCUAAUCACUUCCUUCUGUAUGUUGUGUAAGGAAUGGCAUUGGAUUUUUUAAAUUGCCUUUUUGUGUCUAAAUGUCUUCCCAAAUGCUGAGGGUACUAAAAAAGGUGUCACUGAUUCAUGGAUUUUAUGGUAAAGCAAUAAAGAGACACAUGGUGCUACUGAACUGUA
Messenger RNA from Sphaeramia orbicularis (orbiculate cardinalfish), 1623 nucleotides. RefSeq names its product serum paraoxonase/arylesterase 2-like. The transcript is spliced from 9 exons. NCBI's taxonomy places the organism in Eukaryota, Metazoa, Chordata, Actinopteri, Kurtiformes, Apogonidae. The record is from RefSeq and is a predicted model, not a curated record. Gene Ontology annotation, molecular function: arylesterase activity. Bases 66 to 1136 code for a protein of 356 amino acids.